Astyanax mexicanus (Mexican tetra) is the source of this 6563-nucleotide messenger RNA. Its product is annotated as organic cation transporter protein. Lineage: Eukaryota; Metazoa; Chordata; Actinopteri; Characiformes; Acestrorhamphidae. Gene Ontology annotation, cellular component: membrane. The transcript has 10 exons. Gene Ontology annotation, molecular function: transmembrane transporter activity. The record is from RefSeq and is a predicted model, not a curated record. Bases 630 to 2258 code for a protein of 542 amino acids. Gene Ontology annotation, biological process: transmembrane transport.
UUUGUUUUGCACCGCAGGAUGUUUUCCUCGGCGCGAGUCUUUGAAGUCGCGCGGGACUCAUUUACUCGAUGCUUUGAACAACCGGAUCAAAGCGGCUUAUUUAGCCUGAACCGUUUUCACGGAAUCGUUUUCACUGAAUCGUUUUCCACUGACUCUUCGUCCUCUUUGUCGGUUAGUUUGCCUUUUACAAUUAAAUUCAAACAUUGCCCUGUUUCCACACCGUCUUGUGUCUCUGUGUGUGUGGUAGUGUGUGUUUGGUAGUAUGUUGGGUAAUUAUGUGUCUUCUACACAAGGAGAAAAAUGGACCAGUAGAGUAAUCGACACGUGUGUUUGUUUAUGUUGAUGAGCUGGAGUAUGCUGUCUAGUGUGUGUGUGUGUGUGUGUGAGCAGCUCCGAGUCUGAGAGCUUUCUUCACUCCACACUGAGACAAAGGCAGCGCGAGACGCGUCUGAAGAUGAAGAUGUUUUGAUGCUUUUUUAUGUUUUUAUCUUAUAAACGGAACUUUUAAAUCUACUGAUGCGUUUUUGCUUCACUGGAGGGAAAACUUGUUUUUUUAACCCCAUAACCCCCACUUAUCUCCCACACAUCCCCGUGUCCAGCUGUGGUGCGCUCGCGGUAAACCGCGCGGGAUGAAUUUCGAGCAGCUGCUGGCGGCGGCCGGGGGCUUCGGCAGGUUCCAGAAGACCCUGUACGUGUGGAUCUGCCUCCCGCAGGUCCAGCUCGCCUUCCACAUGAUGGUGAGCGUGUUCACGGGGGCCACGCCGCCGCACCGGUGCCGGAGCGCGAGACCGGGAUCCCCGCACUGGAACCAGUCGCACGCGGUCGUGCUGGAGCUCCGGCUCGCGAACUCCAGCGCAGGGAUCUCCGCAGGGCACGCGGACGCGUGUAGCGCAGGAUCAGCCGAGAACCGGAGCGCUCGCUCCGCGUGCGAAUCUGGGUGGGUUUACAGCCAGGACGUGUUCGAGAGCACCACCGUCACUGAGUGGGAUCUUGUCUGUGGCAGAGCAAGCCUAAACAGCAUUGGUUCUUCCAUCUAUAUGCUGGGCUUACUUGUGGGAGCUGUUGUGUUUGGAGCAAUGGCUGACAGGUAUGGUAGACGCUUUGCCCUGCUCCUGUCUCUGGCCCUUCAGACAGUGUUCGGUGUGGCUGCUGCCUUCGCCCCAAAUUUUCUGGUGUAUGUGAUCCUGCGCUUCCUCAUAGGAACCACCAUCUCAGGCAUAAUCAUCAAUGCCUUUGUUUUAGGCACAGAAUGGACGUCCACAAAGAGACGCAUGCUGGCUGGAAUUUUCACGGAUUAUUUCUUUGGGCUGGGCUACAUGCUGCUGGCAGGCAUUGCUUACCUCAUUCGAGACUGGAGGAAGCUGCAGCUCGCCAUUUCAGCCCCAGGGUUCCUCUUUAUUUUCUACAUCUGGGUUCUUCCUCAUUCAGCCCGCUGGCUGCUGGUAAACGACAGGAAAGAGGAGGCGAUUGUUCUUCUGCGUAAAGCAGCCAUGGUCAAUGGCCGUUCUUUCCCUACCACUGUGCAGCUGGACUGGUGUGAUGAGACGGAGGGGCGGAGUCAGCACUCGGUUGCAGAUCUAGUCCGUACUCCAGAGAUGAGGAAGAGAGCCCUCAUCCUCUACUACAUCUGGUUUGUUAACGUGUUGGUGUAUUAUGGUCUGUCUCUGGGGGUAUCUGGUCUGGGCACAGAUCUGUACUUUACUCAGUUUAUGUUCGGAUUGGUGGAGGUCCCGGCGAGGUCGCUGGUGCUGCUGGUGCUGCCCUGCAGCCGGCGGAUCCCGCUGAGUGCAUUCCUCUUCAUCGGGGGCGGAGCCUGCCUCCUCAUGCUCGCUGUCCCAGCAGAUAAUCCUAAUAUACAGACUGCUUUGGCUAUGACUGGGAAGUUUGGAAUCACAGCUUCUUUUGCUAUCAUCUACAUAUACUCCGCUGAGCUCUUUCCUACAGUGCUUCGACAGACGGGCAUUGGUGUCUCCUCCAUGUUUGCACGAAUGGGUGGAGUUUUAGCUCCAAUGAUAAAUCUGCUUGGACAGCAUAACCCAGUCGUGCCUGUACUGAUAUUUGGCUCCACCCCACUUCUGGGUGCAGCUCUCGCAUUGGCCCUGCCUGAAACAGCCAAUAAACCACUGCCAGAUACCAUCCAGGAUGCAGAGAGAUUUUCCAAUGAAAAAUAUGAUCAGGCAUUCCCUGCAGACACCAUCCAGUCACCAAGCAGCACAGAAGGCCAAGAACUGCAGCACCUAACAAAUGAGUCUCCAUAGACACUCAUUCAUAGAGCUUGCAGAAACGCACAUAAACAAGCCUACAUAUCAGUAAUAGCAUGGGAGUUAGACAACCUGCAGGUCAGCUAGACGGAUCCAUAUAUAAAUGCACAGAUUUAUACAGACUCUACAUUAGACAUUCGUCUUUUCUAUUUGAUAUUUUGUAUGUAUAUUUUAUACUGCAUUGUUAAGAUACUUUGGUCAGUUUUUAUAGUGUCAAAUGUAACAUAGCUGCUCUGUCAUCAAAGGUUUUAAACCACUGGUGGCCAUGGUUCAGUGAACAGUGAAAAUAUGGUACCUCUGGUACGUUGUUUGUUCAACUACACUGUUGUUAGUCAUAUAAAUCUAUGCAAUGAUAUCACUAUUCACUAUAAAGCUCUUAUGCAAACCCUUUUGUAAGCAAAACAGCAGAAACAUGAUUUAGCAUCAGCAUCAUCUGCCCUGUUUUAUAAUGAUCAUGAAGGAUAUUUAUUUCCUGUGAAAUGAUUUGCAUGUCUGUUACUGUAACUGAAACUGUGACUUGUGUUGUACGUUAAAUAUGCGUUAAUGUAUAAUCUUUUAACUGUGAAACUGUGGGGGUAAAUUUGCCUUUGUGGUCAGGUUUCUGACUGAUCAGUUAGCAAUGAUGUUCACCAUAGUAUCCUGUAACAGGAAUGGUACAGUUUCUGCCGUUUAUGUUCAGAUUGAAUAUGAUGUGACAGACGGGACGGUAAAGGGACAUUUCUACACUGUGAGACACAAAUACACCAGUCUGCUCAAAAAAAAAAAACACUAAGAAUCGGCUGGUAAGAGUAGUGGAUAAUUCAUUAUGUAAAGUCAUAGGCUGCGUCUUGCUAUAAGCAUUCCUGUAUUGUUUACAUCAAGCAUUUCACCAUUUUGAGUGCUAUGUGUAAUUUAUUUCCCCAAAUCUCCAAAAAGAGACAAACCAUGGCAAAUUACAGCAAAUAUAUUGUUAUUUUAAGUCUCAGAGUAAGCAGGCUCUUACACAUCCUCAAAUCUUUCUGUAAUUGCCUCACACACAGGCAUUGUGAUGCAGGUAUGGAAGUUUUCAACCCAUUUGUUUUAAUCUUUGUCUUUAAACGUUUUUCUUUUUAGUUUUUUGUGGCUUGAAGUUAAAUGCAUCAUCUGUAAUGAAUGUGACUGAAUUGGUCAAGAUGAAAUAUACACUCAUCAAAGAAAUGGUUGCAAAAAUAGUUGCACCCAGAAGAAAGAGUCUGAGUGCAAUGAAGGUUACCCGGAACAAUAAAUCAUUAAAAAUCUUUUGCUCUUAUUUACUGAACUACACAUACAGAAGUAGUGUGUAAAGCAUGUGUAACUCAACAUGCCAGACGCCUCGACAUGGAUUUGUAUAGGUCCCUAGUGGCGCCCUGCAAUCCCAUGCAUGUCCAUAUAGACAUAUGAAUUGCAGGGUGCCACUAUUUUAUAAAAUAAAUAUAUUUAUUUAUUUUUUGGACUGCUGAAUACUGCAGUUUAACUGGAUAAUCCUGUUCCUGACUGCACUUGGCAGGCUAUUGUCCAUGGGGAAAACCAGCAGUGCCUUUACUAAAACACAGUAAUCCUCUGAGAAUUACACCUAUGUAGGAGUGCAAGGCACUGUAAGACAGAUGUCCACAGUCAGACAGAUUGUGCACAAAUGGAUGAAAUUUCAGACCACUGGUUCCCUCCCCAGGAGUGGUAGACCGGGUGAUAGUUGAUUUGUUACUUUACUUUAUUGUGAUUAUCAUGCCAUAGCUUUAUAUAAAAUAAAAAUAGCAUUAAAAACCAAGCAUGACUCGACCCAGCUCAAAGAAAAUGGUGAGAAAUCUUGGACCAAUCCAACUAAUAAAGUUGACAGUCAGUGGACACAGUGUUUAAACAAAUGCCUGGAAAUGUACACAUUAAAAAUUGUCCUUCUUACCUAGUGCUUUGAAGUUUCACCUGUUAAUUGUUGAAAGUCCAGCAAGCUGUUCCUGACUGAUGCAGAUCAAAGCUUAUAUAUAUGAAGAUCACCGCCUCCAGAUUCGGUGGAAAUGUUGAAAUCCAUCAGAUCUAAGCUUUCCGCAGAACAUUCAGGUGUGGUGAUUUGUAAAGAUACCUGAGAUUUACUGAGCAUACUGUAGGUUAAAGACAUGUAUUUAUUUCUUUGAUUAAAAUAUUUCCAAAGAAUAGCCUGCUAUGUUAACAAGACUUGUUUUUCUUGUAUGAACUUUCACUCCUUUUUGUCCUGAGAUAGAUCAUUAGAUUUCAUUCACACAGUACUGAGAUCCACACUACAGUACCUACAGCAUUUCUCCAACAUUGUGCAGUGCAUACAUUUUUUAUUAAUUUUAAAGAACAACAUUAACUGUUCUUGUUCGUAACAUAUUUUACAUAUAUCAAUAAUCAUAAACUGUAGCUAUUUAUUGAUAAAUUAUACAAUCCAUAUGAACAGAGAUGCAGGAUGCUUUGGUCCAGGUUACAAAAGUUUGGCCCAGAGAAAAAUGGCAGUGUUUCUGAAUUGUGUUCACAUACCCCUCCUUAACAUGAUAUAGCUUUAACUUAGACUUUUGGUUGUACAGUGAACUUCGACCACUUUGUUCACAGUGAUUUCUGGAGGUUCUCUUAAGCCCAUGCAGUGAUGCCCAGUACAGAAUCGUGUUUGUUUUUAAUGCAGUGCCUCCUGAUGAGGGCCUAAAGCAUCUAAUACUGACUCUUUGGCCUUGUGGUAAGAUAGUUAAAGUCUUCACGGUUUUAUGUUGAGAAACAUUUUCUGAAAUUAUUUUAAAAUUAUUUUUUACUUUUUCCCAGAUUGCCCAUCUUUGCAUCUGAGAGACUCUUCAUAGUUGAAUGUCAGUGAAUUCACUCAUUAUGGCAUUCUGUCUUUAUGUACAGCAUCUCCUAAAACUCAGUACACCCCUCAUAUUUAUGUUGAUAUUUUACUAUAUCUUUAGAUAUGACACUUUGAUACAAUGUAAAGUCGUACGUUAGUCAUUGUGUAGCUUGUAUAACAGUGUAAAUUUGCUGCACCUAAAACUAACUCAACACAGCCAUUAACAUUAACAAAGCACUGGCAAUAAAAUUGAGUACUCCCCUAAGUGAAAAUUGUCAAAUUGUACCCAUUUAGCCAUUUUUCCUCACUGUUGUCAUGUGUUAUUGUAUAAUCUUUUAACUGUGAAACUGUGGGAGUAAAUUUGUAUUUGUGGUCAGGUUUCUGAUUGGUCAGUUGGCUAUGAUGAAUAUAAUGACAGGACGGGAAGAGGACAGUUCUACACUGUAAGACACAAGUACACCAGUCUGCUCAAAAAUAAAACGCUAUGAAUCGGCUGGUAAGAGUAGUGGAUGAUGUUUCCAUUUGUUUUUAAUCUUUGUCUUUAAAACUUUUUUUUUAGUUUUUUUGUGGAUUGAAAUUAAAUGAAUCAACUAUAAUGAAUGUAACUCAACUGUUCAAGAUGAAAUAAAUAAAAAAUGGUUGCAUAAAUAGUUGUGACACUGUGUUUUGGUUGUGUGUGAUUAUUUGUUGCUGAGCACAAAGCCUUGAUAGGUACUGUUCCUGACUGCCCAGACAGGCCAUUACCUGUAGGGGAAACCAGCAGUGCCUUCAUUAUAACACAGAAAUCCUCUGAGAAUAACACUCAUGUAGAUAUAGAAACUUCUAAAGGGUUCACAAACUUUCAAGCAUGACUGAAGGUACUGAGAUUAAUUAGCUUUUAAUGAACAUCAAUUGAAUUUGAAUUUAAAUUUGAAUGUACAGGGUUAAAAAAAAACAUUAUUAAAAUAUCAAACAUAAAUAAAGUCCUAGAUUAUUAUUAUUAUUUUUUAAUUGUAUUGUCUAAUGUACAGAAACAAAUAAUAAAAAAAAACACUAGAGCUGCACCACAUAAUCACAUUAUUUCAGCACAUCUUUAAAAUCAGAAUAAGAUUUAUUUAUAUUUAUUUAUUUAUUAUCCAAGUAUUUUAUUUUUAUUUUACCUCCAACACUAGGAUGGUAAAGAUUAGAACAUGUUCUACGUUUACUGUUGUUCUUUAUGUUGGUAUUUACACAAUUGUGCAAAUUACAAAUAAUAUAAAUCAAACAAUUCAAUGUUACAAGUGGAACACUGUAUUCCUCAUAGAAACUUAAAAAAAAACCUGCUAUUGUAUGGGGACCCAAAGCCACAUGAUUUAGACACAACACUCUGACACAGAGCUGUAAUAUACUGUCAUUUAUUGUAUUAUUAUCUGUCUGCACAUAUGAUCCACAAUAAAAAAUAUAUUUGAAAAGGAAACAAAAGUGAAGUUUUCCUUACCCAACAGAAAAUAAACAGAACAUAGAGCGUACAGAACCCACUUUUAGGAGGAGCUGUGACU